Actinia tenebrosa (Australian red waratah sea anemone) is the source of this 978-nucleotide messenger RNA. RefSeq lists its product as uncharacterized. The record is from RefSeq and is a predicted model, not a curated record. NCBI's taxonomy places the organism in Eukaryota, Metazoa, Cnidaria, Anthozoa, Actiniaria, Actiniidae.
AUGCGGGGCACCAGUAAAACCCGUAGAGAGCUUUUCAAAUCGAAUUACACAGGCAAUACACAUAGCGACACUACGGAAGACGUGAAAAAUUCAUCCCGCUUUGCAACUUGCGAAGAAAAAGACUUGAAUGAGCUUGUGUCAAGUGCUAACGCGAAGGGCACAAAAAGAAACACCAAAUGGGUAUUAAAACUGUUGCAAGAAUGGUGCCAUGAGCGAAAAAUUUGCAAGCCCUUGUUGGAUCUAACAGAGGCCGAGCUAAAUGACAUCCUGAGGAGGUUUUAUGCAGAGGCCAGAAACCAGAAAGGUGAAGAGUAUAGCCGCUCCUCGCUGCUUGGGUUCAGGAAUGCUGUUGAACGCCAUUUUGCAGUCAAUGGUAAAGCAAUGAAGCUCACUAGCAACCCAGCAUUUUACAGCUCUAACAAGAUACUGGAGAGCAAGCUGAAGGUCAACAAAAGAGAACAGAAACAAAAUACCAAACACAAACUAGUCAUUGAGCCAGCCGAUGUGAGUAAAGUCAAGAAAAAUCCUUUUUUGAGCCACGAGAAUCCUUACGGCCUCCUUCGGCGAGUGUGGUUCAUAGUGACCCUGUAUUGGUGCCGCCGGGGUUGUGAGGGCCAAAGACAGCUCCGCCGAGAAAGCUUUACUUUUGAUCUUGACGGUGAAGGAAAGGAAUAUGCAACCAUGACUCACGAGGAGCAGACCAAAAACCAUCAGGGUGGCUUUUGUGACAAGCAGAGUUAUGAAAAUGAAACACGGUUGUAUUCAACAGGUGAAACUGGCGAUUCGCUGUGGUGCCUGAAGUACUAUCUUUCCAAACUUAACCCCAAACAACAAACGUUCUUUCAAAGACCAGUGCCAAUCUUUACACCAGAGGACCCAGUGUGGUAUGAAAACAAGCCUCUAGGUGUCAACAAUACAACUGUAAAAAUCCAAAAUGGCGGUAUGAAAAUAAGGCCUGGUUACUCCUUUUUCUCCUGA